Zasmidium cellare ATCC 36951 is the source of this 3006-nucleotide messenger RNA. RefSeq lists its product as uncharacterized. NCBI's taxonomy places the organism in Eukaryota, Fungi, Ascomycota, Dothideomycetes, Mycosphaerellales, Mycosphaerellaceae. The coding region runs from base 1 to 3006 and encodes 1001 amino acids. Gene Ontology annotation, cellular component: cytoplasm. Gene Ontology annotation, molecular function: metal ion binding; glycerophospholipase activity. The record is from RefSeq and is a predicted model, not a curated record. The transcript is spliced from 2 exons.
AUGGCCGCCCCGGAUGAAAGUAGUCGUUCCUACUUGAGCAAACUGUCGCCAUGGAGUAGAAGUCCAAGCAUGCCACCAAGCAAGGGCAGAGAUGGCGAUCCGUCGCCAGCGUUAUUGCAAGAGCAAAAAGGGGCGGAUCAUGUUGUGAACCAUAGGCAUAGGCUGAGCCUGAAGAAAUACCCUCGAGAUUGUCCUCCUUUGCGGCCACAGUGGUUCCAUGCUGUUGAUGUGCCGAAACGUCGACCACAUCCAGCGGCUGGGGAGGUCAAAGAUGAGAAGCCUCCUGGCAUGCCGAAGAAAUAUGCUGCCUUCUCGAAGAGGGACUCGAAGGCGAUCGAAGCUGCGUUUCAGAAGCUGCUCGAAGAGGAAGACUCGGAGGAGGCUUUCAAAAUACAGCAGCAACGUGGGACAAAGCCGAAUGAAAAUGCAGAUGUGAAGAAGAGAAAACCAAACACAGAGGAUAAGCCGGGCCACUUCAAUGUUCCUGUCAACGAGGACUACUUGUUCGACGUCGAUGUUGAAAGGAGAGAACUUGCUCCAGCGUAUUGGCUAGGGCCGGUCUACGACGUCCGUCGUGGAAUCUGGUUCUAUCAAGACGGCAGUGUCCAACGCCCCUGUGACGAGAACCUCGCCGCUCAGCUGGAAGAAGGAUAUCUUAAGGUGAAAGCAUGGCGACUACCAUCUGCCCAAAAUUCACAAACGAAGCCUCGCUCAGCAUCCCAGCCACGAGCGAGGCCAGCGUCGUGGGCACCAGGUCAAGAUGGAAAUCCUCCUGCAUCGCAGCCCGUCUCGGCCAAGCAGUCGUCGUCUGAUCUUCGCAAUCAAGCCGCGGAGCAAGCUAACCAACUGUCUGCCACUAGCAAUGAGCAGGCCGAUCAACCGCAGACAACGUAUCGCUUGUUCGGGUCUCACAUGAACUCAGUUGUGACGUAUCAAGAUGCCAAUACUGCCUGGCUGCUGACCGAUGAUUUCAUGUCUCGCAUGAGCGGUCCAUUGUACCAGCGAUUCGCUGGUGGCGGGCAUUUUGCAGGCAUGAAGAUGACCAGAGGCUAUGUCGUUACGUCAAAGAAGGCCGAAGUCAAAGACGAGAAGGCAGCCGAUGAGAAAGGUUCGUCUGUGAAAUCAGGCCCUGAAGCCGAAAAUGUCAGCGAAGAAAGGCCAAGCACUUCAGAAACCAAACGACAGACUUUGCAACGACAGAUGUCCUCGCUCUUGGAAGAGCCAUCGAGUGAGAACCGUGCCAAGGAAGAUGAAGAAAUCCGCAAACGCGAUGAGCGUGAAAUUGAGGACGAUUAUCGAGACACUGAAGGCGAAGAUCAAGGCCGUGAGAUCGAACAUCUAAUUCUUGUCACGCACGGCAUCGGACAACGACUGGGUUUACGGCUGGAAAGUGUCAACUUCGUGCAUGAUGUCAACACCCUUCGCAAAACGCUCAAGGCAGUCUACGCGGACUCUCCAGACUUGCGUGCACUGAAUGCGGAGCUCGAUGAAUCUGAGUCUGUCAACAGCCGCGUCCAAGUGCUACCUAUCUGCUGGCGACAUCUGCUUGACUUUCCAAAGCAGAGUCUAAGACACAAUCGUAAAGAGCAAGACUUGGCAGACACUGAUGUCGACGACGAAGACUACCCCAGCUUGGAAGAUAUCACAGUCGAUGGCGUUCCAGCUGUACGCAAUCUCAUCACGGAUCUUGCUUUGGACAUCUUACUGUACGAUUCACCAGCGUACAAGGACCACAUCUCCGGAAUAGUUUUGCGAGAGAUCAAUCGAAUCUACCAUCUCUUUUGUCAACGAAACCCAAACUUCAACGGCAAAGUCAGUCUAGUCGGCCACUCCCUCGGAUCAGCCAUCAUGUUCGACCUCCUCUGCAGACAAGACCAACCACAGAAGCUGAAGCGCAAGCACGAAAAGCCGAUGAAACUCGACUUUCCAGUAGAAGACUUCUACGCACUCGGCUCCCCAAUCGGUCUGUUCCAGAUGCUUGGAGGCAGAACAAUCGCCUCGAGAAGACAGCCUGAGAACCGUGACCGUGCUGGUAGCUCUUUGGGCAGCAUGGACGACCCAAUGCUGGGCACACCCACGGCGAAGAAAGCUACUUUGGAUCCACAUCCUGCACACGUUCAAGGCGAGAAUCCCGUCUCAAGGCCGAAGUGCGCGCAGAUCUACAACAUCUUCCAUCCCACGGAUCCAGUCUCCUACCGUCUCGAGCCUCUGAUCUCGCCUGCCAUGGGAUCUCUCAAACCCCAACCAUUGCCAUACACCAAACGCGGCAUCUUCGGUGCGCCUGUUGGUCAAGGCUUGACUGGAAUCGGAGCACGAGUCAGCCAGAGCAUGAGCAGUAUGUGGUCAAGUAUGGCCUCGAGCUUGUUGACUCGUGGACUUGGGUACGCUGAAGAAUCUGGAAGACCAGCUGCCAGCGCACAGGGGAUCACCAAAAGCACCGCUCCUUUGUCGAUGGGAGCUGGUACCAAUGUGCCCGGUCCAUCCAACGCUGCCGGAACGAAUGUUGCUGCUGGAGUCGUCCCUACAGCACCCAUUCCCGCCGAAGGGACUGAGAUUGCCAAGAUAGGAGAAGACAAGGUCAAUCGCGUUGCUGCAGAUGCUCAAGCCGCAAGUGAGAAGAAGAUUCACCCGCCCACACUCAUCGACAAUGAGCUGGAGACUCUGUACGGCGACUUCGAGAGACGACGCAAGUCUGUACAAGGCGACUCACAGACCCGCGAUCUGGGAGCCGGGGCUGUAAAGGGCACACCUGAAUGGACUGAAGCUGAAGAGCGUGGAAAGAGACUACGCAAAGAAGAAGAGAAAGUACGGCGGCUGAACAGCAAUGGUCGAGUUGACUAUGCUAUCCAAGAAGGCGCUUUCGACAUCAACUUGAUUGCUGCUAUCGCCAGCCAUCUGUCGUACUGGAGCGAUGAGGACGUUAGUCACUUCAUCAUCUCUCAACUACUCAGUCGGCACCGGAUCCUGCGACCCCGAGCGGAGAGCUCUGCUGCUAAGGUGCGGUGA